UGGGCACUCGGAUGUGUUGUUUACGCUAGCGGGCGUUGUUCUCAUGAAGCCCUUGUCCUUCUCAUUAUUGAACUUCAUUUAAUAAUUACAUGCCUGUUAAGUAGAAGUUUUAGCCUUUAAUAGCAUUAUAUUAUGGUUUUAAUAUUGACAAAUUAUAUAUAUAAGAAACGUGUAAAUUUUGUCUUGAAAUGGUAAAAAUAUGUGUGAGCUCCGUGUUGUGCAGCAAGUGAAUAGUGACUUCUCCAGGAGCCGUCCCUCAUCACAAGACAACUCCUGCAGUAACAAGCAGAUAAUCUUGACCGAGUGGUUGAUUGAUGAAGAUUAAGCCACCCAAGAGGUGACACGGGCAUGAAUAAGUGGUAGAUUUUUAGAGUGAACGUGAUCAUUGGUGGUGUAAUCUCUACCCUAAACUGCACGGAUAAUAACCAUGAAACCUCGUCAGUGUCCAGUGUGUGGGAAAACAUUCAGUCGUGCUGCAUAUAUGAAGACCCACAUGACUGUGCACACAGGUCACAAGCCUCACGAGUGUCCUCAAUGUGGGAAAACAUUUAGUCAGCUUGGAAAUGUUAGAAGGCAUAUGACAGUGCAUAUGGUUAUUAGACCUCAUGGAUGUCUUGUGUGUGGGAAAACGUUCAGUCGCACCGGACAACUGAAGACUCACAUGGCUGUCCACACAGGUGAUAAGCCCCACGAGUGUCCAGAGUGUGGGAAAACCUUUAGUCAACUUGCACAUGUAAAAAGGCAUAUGGCAGUGCAUAUGGUUGAUAGACCUCAUGAGUGCCCAAAGUGUGGGAAAACAUUCAGUGAACUUGGAAGUAUGAAGACACAUAUGACUGUUCAUACAGGUCAUAAGCCCCAUGAAUGUCCCGAGUGUGGGAAAACAUACAGUUGUGUUAAAUAUUUGAAGUCUCACAUGAGUGUGCAUGCAGGUCACAAACUUUACAAGUGUCCUGAGUGUGGGAAAACAUUCAGUCAUGCUGGACAUAUGAGAAGACACAUAAGUGUGCAUACUGAUCAUAAACCUCAUGAGUGUCCAGAGUGUGGGAAAACAUUUAGUCAUCUUGCAAAUUUGAGGAUUCAUACAACGGUGCAUACUGGUGUUAAACCUUUCCAGUGUGCAGAGUGUGGGAAAAGAUUCAGACAACGUAAAGGUAUAGUACGUCACGUGAUGGUGCAUUCAGAUGAAAAACCUACAAAUAUUCAGAGUGUGGGACAAGAUUUAAGACGUGUAAGAAUAUUUAAAGUCGCAUGUUAGUGCAGAUGGGUAAUAAAUGUCAAUGGUGCUUCAAGUGUGUGUGGACAAAAAUCAGUUAACAUAGAUAAAAAGAAGCACAGAUAGAUACAUAAGUGUGACUAACAUCAUGUGUCCUAAGUUAGUCUACUGAAGGCACAUGUUGCUAGCUGAUGGGUGACAACGAUCGAGGGAUUGGAUGUGCCCAAGGCACAUGUUAGUGCAUUCAGGUGAUAAAUCUCUCUACUGCCCCAGCUAAAUAGAAAAAGUCCCAAACCUAGUAAGCAAAUUAUUUAAAAAAGGAACACGAUGGUGUGUAGGAAUGAAACUCUUAGUUAUUUGUUAGAAGUACAGUAUUGUAUGAUAAACAUUAGGACAAACUAACAAUGUUACCUAGUAAACCAAUGGCAGUACUGUAAUUGAAAAGUGUGAACUUCAUCUUGAAAACAGUGUUUUAGUGUCUUGUCAGCUGCACUUCUAAGAAGUGAGGAAUGGUUGUCUGAUAUCCAGAAGCUGCUGGAACAUUUGUCACCAGACUAGAAGAAAGCCUUGGAGCAGUUGCUGUCUUCCCAGGUUGAUGUUUUUGGUAACGUUCCAACUCAGACUACAGUUAUCCACCAUGACAUUGAGGUGGAAGACAGCACAUCAGUCAAGUUACAUCCAUAUCGGGUCAACCCUUCAAAGUUGGAAAUAAUCUGGAAGAAAGUUGACUACAUGCUCAAGCAUGGACUGGUAAGACCUGGCAGCAGUUGAAGCAGCCCUUGUAUUUUAGUACCCAAGCCAGAUGGAACUCAUCAGUUGUGUAUAGAUUACCAGCAACUAAGUGCAGUGAAAAACCAAGCAAAUGUUGCGUCAGCCAGAAAAAUGAUCGGAUGAAUUACGAGAACUUUCAAAUCCAGGGAUCCCAUCACAAUGGUUGUACUAUACAAAUCACUUGUACUGUUCCAUCUUUAGUACUGCUCAGUACUCACUUUUCCCUUCAGAGCAAGAGAGAUUGCUGAAAUAGAGGGAAUACAGAAAACAUACGGCAUUCAUAGAUGCAAUAUAGCACCUAAAUUAUUGGAAUCGUCUUAAAGCUCUCCAAAUGUACUCACUAGAAAGAAGACGAGAGAGAUAUCAAAUAAUAUACACGUGGAAGAUACUGGAGGGGCCAAGUACCAAAUCAGCACAG
Procambarus clarkii (red swamp crayfish) is the source of this 2402-nucleotide messenger RNA. The record is from RefSeq and is a predicted model, not a curated record. NCBI's taxonomy places the organism in Eukaryota, Metazoa, Arthropoda, Malacostraca, Decapoda, Cambaridae.